Bombus huntii is the source of this 953-nucleotide messenger RNA. RefSeq names its product 40S ribosomal protein S3a (gene RpS3A). Bases 95 to 898 code for a protein of 267 amino acids. The record is from RefSeq and is a predicted model, not a curated record. NCBI's taxonomy places the organism in Eukaryota, Metazoa, Arthropoda, Insecta, Hymenoptera, Apidae. The transcript has 5 exons. Gene Ontology annotation, molecular function: structural constituent of ribosome. Gene Ontology annotation, biological process: translation. Gene Ontology annotation, cellular component: cytosol; ribosome.
AAUCAACGUUCGUGUAUACGCCGAUAACUUAUAGAUCGCUCUACCAGUUUCCGUUAUAAUGUAAACGUGGUUCUUUUCGUGUGUAACGUUAGUCAUGGCGGUCGGUAAAAACAAGGGGCUCUCAAAAGGAGGUAAAAAGGGCGUUAAAAAGAAGAUUGUUGAUCCCUUCACCCGUAAAGAUUGGUACGAUGUUAAGGCACCAUCUAUGUUUACCAAUCGUCAUGUUGGCAAAACGUUGGUCAACAGAACACAAGGAACAAAGAUUGCCUCUGAAGGUUUGAAAUAUAGAGUAUUUGAAGUCUCCCUGGCCGAUUUGCAAAAUGAUGGAGACGCCGAAAGAUCUUUCCGUAAAUUUAGGUUGAUUGCUGAAGAUGUUCAGCAUCGUAAUGUGUUAACCAAUUUCCAUGGUAUGGACUUAACUACAGAUAAAUUGAGGUCCAUGGUUAAGAAAUGGCAAACCUUGAUAGAAGCUAAUGUUGAUGUAAAAACCACUGAUGGGUAUCUUCUCAGAGUUUUCUGUAUUGGUUUCACUAACAAAGAUCAACUGAGCACCAGGAAAACGUGUUAUGCUCAACAUGCACAAGUCAAGAAAAUUAGACAGAAGAUGGUAGACACCAUUACAAAUGACGUUACAAAGAGCGAUUUAAAGGGUGUGGUUAGUAAGCUCUUACCAGAUGCUACUGCUAAGGAUAUUGAAAAAGCUUCACAAGGAAUUUAUCCACUACACGAUGUCUAUAUCCGCAAGGUUAAAGUAUUAAAGAAGCCACGUUUCGAAUUGAGCAAACUCCUAGAACUCCAUGGUGAUGGCGCUGGUAGCAAAAGUGAAGAAGUGGGUGAAAGUGGCUCAAAGGUUGACAGACCAGAAGGCUAUGAACCACCUGUACAGGAAUCUGUUUAAGGGAGUAAUUCUCUUUCAAUAUUUGAUAUAAAUAAAAAUCACUUUCCAGUGAGAA